This is a messenger RNA of Papilio machaon (common yellow swallowtail), 1696 nucleotides long. Its product is annotated as CXXC-type zinc finger protein 1. Lineage: Eukaryota; Metazoa; Arthropoda; Insecta; Lepidoptera; Papilionidae. The record is from RefSeq and is a predicted model, not a curated record. Gene Ontology annotation, cellular component: Set1C/COMPASS complex. Gene Ontology annotation, biological process: positive regulation of DNA-templated transcription. The coding region runs from base 112 to 1602 and encodes 496 amino acids. Gene Ontology annotation, molecular function: DNA binding; zinc ion binding. The transcript is spliced from 10 exons.
UUAAUAAUUUUUAUAACAAUUAUCAAUGUAAUUCUAACUAUCAAAUAAAACUUAAAACAAUUCAAUAUAACUUAUUAACUACUCAUCUAACAUCAUAAUAAUUUUUUGACGAUGAGUGAUAAGAAGUAUAAGCAAAGUAAGGCAGAUAUUGCUAAACAGUUCGAUUUGCCCGAACGUCAAUCGAAGAUUACAACAUUGCUAAAUCAAGCUGGUCAAGCGUACUGUAUCUGCAGAUCGUCAGAUAGUUCUCGGUUUAUGAUAGCAUGCGACGCUUGUGAGGAAUGGUACCACGGUGACUGUAUUAAUAUAUCUGAGAGAGAGGCAAAGUAUAUAAAGAACUAUUUUUGUGAACGGUGCCGUGAAGAAGACCCUAGUUUGAAGACAAGAUUUCGACCACAAAAAAGAGAAAAUGAUGUUGACUCAGGUCGUGAUGAUAGAAAAAAGAAACGAAAGGAAAAGGAUCAUUCAGAAAAUAAAUCUUCAAAGAGAUCUACAAAAGAUGGUUGUGGAGAUUGUUCAGGUUGUUUACAAGAAUAUGAUUGUGGCCAUUGUGAUGCUUGUGAAGACAAACGUAAAUUUGGCGGCAAUAACAAGCUUAAAAUGAGAUGCAGACAAAAGGUUUGCACCAAGGACAAAAAGUCUUUGCGUCAGUCCAGCAGCAGUAACAGAGUAAAGAAGAAGCAUCACGAGCGGGAGACAUACGAGCUGGAGGAGUCGCUGGCGCACUUGCAGACGGCGGCGGCGCGUCAGUGUUACGGGCCGCAGUGCACUCGCGCCGCGCGCUUCUCCUCCAAGUACUGCUCCACUGAAUGUGGCAUGCGUCUCGCCACCGCCAGGAUAUACCAGGUGCUGCCGCAGCGUAUCCAGGAGUGGUCUCUCUCCAGCUGUGUGGCGGAGCAGCACAACCGCAAGGCGCUGGAGGUGGUGCGAGGUGGACUGGCGCGUGCGCAGGCGGCAUUGCGCGCGCUGGACCGCCAGCACGCCGACCUGGACGCGCUCGUCGCGCGCGCCAACAACGCCACCAUACUACACACAGAUGACAAGGAGGCAGAUGAUGAGACGUCUAUGUACUGUAUAACUUGUGGCCACGAGAUCCACUCUCGCACCGCCGUCAAGCACAUGGAGAAGUGCUUCGUGAAGUAUGAAGCGCAGGCAUCUUUCGGCAGCAGACAUCGCACUCGCAUCGAUGGACAGAGCAUGUUCUGUGAUUACUACAAUCCAGUCAACGGCACCUACUGCAAACGAUUAAGGGUGAUGUGUCCUGAACACUUCAAAGAUCCGAAAGUGAGCGAUACAGAUGUGUGUGGAUGUCCGCUGGUUCGCGAGGUGUUUGAGGCUACAGGCGAGUUCUGCCGCGCUCCCAAGAAGUCCUGCCUCAAGCACUACCAGUGGGAGAAGUUGCGGCGCGCUGAGAUCGACAUGGAGCGCGUCCGACAGUGGCUGAGGCUGGACGAGCUCGUUGAGCAGGAGAGGAGCAUACGACUGGCUAUGGCAUCGAGAGCUGGUGUGUUAGGUUUAAUGUUACAUUCGACUUACAACCACGAGGUAAUGGAACGUAUCACAAAAGUUAAUGAAAACGGCAAGAUGAAGGAGUCCUCCUGACAUAGGAGGUCACAUCACACCUCCCAUAAGAUUAAUAACCUCGCGCCUAAUAUGUAGUAAUAAUUAUAACUUUGUAAUUAACUUUAUAUAAAAA